This is a messenger RNA of Phalaenopsis equestris, 213 nucleotides long. RefSeq lists its product as uncharacterized. The record is from RefSeq and is a predicted model, not a curated record. NCBI's taxonomy places the organism in Eukaryota, Viridiplantae, Streptophyta, Magnoliopsida, Asparagales, Orchidaceae. The transcript is spliced from 2 exons.
AUGAUAGACGAAGAGGGAAGGAAAGAGGUAGAAAGACUGACAAAGAGAGAGAAAGAGAGAGUAAGAGAGACAGAUAGAGCAAAAGAGAAUAUAGAUAAGAGUGAUAGGGAAAGAGGAAGGGAUAAAGAGUUAGAGAGAAAAGACAAAAAGGAAGAAUGAGACGAGAGAGAUCACGUGAGAGAAAGAGAGAGUGAGAAAAGAGAGAGGGAGUGA